AUGGGCUGUACAGGUAGAAAGCGCAAGUCCGGAUCUUCAACAGAGUCCACUGCUGGAUAUGGGGACAGCAUCUAUUGGAGACCCGUCGUCGUUGUUGCAAUGAUGCUCUUCAUUGAUGGCCUUGGAUACUGCAUGUCUAUUGCUCCACAGACGCGUUUGUUCGAGGACAUCGUCUGCCGACAGUACUACAAGGUUGACAGCAACACCCCCGGCGGCGGACCUUCUGAGGAGAUGUGCAAGGACCCUGCAGUUCAAGACGUCGUGGCGGAGCUCUUUGGCUGGCAGACGUUCUUUGACGGCAUUCCUGGCUUGAUACUAGCUAUGUGGUUUGGUGUGCUUGCAGACAAGCAAGGCCGGAGACGAGUCUUCUUCCUCAGCGUUGUAGGACAGGUGCUGGGUGCUUGCUGGGUGCUUUUCAUUUCCUGGCUGGAAUUACCCCUUAAACUUGUGUGGCUGUCUUCAUUCUUUCUCGUCAUUGGCGGUGGAAGCACAGUCACUGGCGCUGUGGCCAUGAUGAUCAUUACAGAUGCGUCGCCUGAAAAGUACAGGUCAAAUAUCUUUUUCUAUGCUCAAGCUGCUCUGAUUGUCGCGGAGCUGAUCGGACCAGCGAUCGGUUCUGCCUUGAUGACCAACAGUCUUUGGUUCCCUUUGCUAUUGGGAUUAGCUUGUACGAUAAUCACGGCCAUUCUCGCAGGUACCAUCCCGGAAACACUGCCUCAAGGCGAAGAUGACUCGAUCGAGUCAGACAGGGAGGGCCUUUCAGAAGACUUGAGUCUUCGAAUAACACUGAAAAACCUGCUCAGACAUGUUCACAAGACUUUAGGAUUUAUCCUUCGCCAUCGUAGUGUCCUGUUCCUUGUGUUGACAUUUCUAGUCGUCGACUUCUCUCGACAAUCUCUCGGUGUUCUUCUACAGUACUUAUCAACGAGAUACGCUAUUCCAAUUGCCAAGGCCAACCUUCUGCUCUCAUUCCGGGCUUUUGCGCAGCUUGUAACCUUCGUCGCCAUUCUGCCUGUGCUGGAUCUUUUCAUUUCCAAUAAACUAGGCUUCUCCGCUCGAGUCAAAGACUUUCUCCUUUCCAGGCUCAGUAUUGUAUUUAUCAUGAUAUGCUUUGCAGUCCUGGUUCUUGCGCCAAGCAUACCUGUGGUUGUCGUCGGCCUGGCGUUCUAUACCCUUGGAAAUGGUUUUAGCUCAUUUGCCAGAUCGCUUCUCAGUUCAUUGGUUGAGAAAAACAUGGUCGGGACCUUGUUUACAACGCUAUCCAUGAUGGAUACCUUGGGCUCCUUACUUGCGGGCCCCAUUGUUGCUAGGACCUUCAGCUGGAGCAUGAGGCUCGAUGGAAUUUGGAAAGGUUUGCCUUAUGUCAUGUCUUUCGCCAUGUGUGGCCUGGCGUCCUUGGCGCUUUCUCGGGCAGGCCACGCAGACCUGCCAGAGGAACACCUUGAAAGUCAUGACGAUGAGGAGAGUAGAUCGUUUCUCGCCCAAGAAAACUCUGCCUAG
This is a messenger RNA of Colletotrichum gloeosporioides, 1500 nucleotides long. Its product is annotated as Efflux pump ustT. Gene Ontology annotation, cellular component: membrane. Gene Ontology annotation, molecular function: transmembrane transporter activity. Gene Ontology annotation, biological process: transmembrane transport. Bases 1 to 1500 code for a protein of 499 amino acids. The transcript has 6 exons. NCBI's taxonomy places the organism in Eukaryota, Fungi, Ascomycota, Sordariomycetes, Glomerellales, Glomerellaceae. The record is from RefSeq and is a predicted model, not a curated record.